CGAGCUCAAGCGGCCAGCCUCGUGCACUCGUGUCAAGUCCGUGCUACGGCCAUGAGCGGCAUCAGCAGCGCAUACUUCAAGUCUGUAGCACUCGCUCUGCUGCUGGUUUUCUCAUGGGACCGGCAGCUGCAACAUGCCACUGUAAUGGCUGACUUCCCGUCCUCGACCUUCAAGAGGAACUUCUACAGCGAGACGUGUCCCGAUGCGGAGAAUAUUGUGUUCCGAGUUGUGGCCAAUUGCCUACUCACGAAUCCGGAACUCGGAGCAGGAAUCAUUCGUAUGCUGUUCCAUGACUGCUUCGUCAACGGAUGUGAUGCAUCGAUACUUCUCGAGGGCACGGACUCGGAGCUCGAAGCGAUUCCGAACCAAAGCCUCAAGGGCAUCCGAGUUAUAGAGCAAGCUAAAGCGAAUCUAGAGGCCGCAUGCCCCGGAGUGGUGACCUGUGCUGACAUCAUCGCUCUUGCUGCCAGAGAUUCCAGUUUCUUGCUGGGAGGCAAAUACUUUGAGAUCAAGACGGGGCGAUUCGAUGGGACGAAUCCUGGUGUAGUAAUUUUGCCAGCUCCUACCAGCAGCGUAAGCGACACCCUGCGCUUGUUCACCGACGUUGGCCUUAGCCCAGACGAUCUCGUAGUACUUCUGGGAGGACAUACAUUGGGAGUAUCGCAGUGCCGUUUCUUCUCCAGUCGCUUGUACAACUUCAGCAGCACCGGGCGAGCAGAUCCCACGAUGGAUGCAGGUUACAGAGCGGUUCUGCAGCGGCGAUGUCCUCAGGACGGUGACGGAUCCGCAGAGCAAGAGCUGGACCGGGGCUCGGUUCUGUACUUGGACAACAGCUACUACCAGAAUCUGUUGAGGAAUCAAGGACUUCUGCAGAUCGACCAGCAACUGACUUACGACGACAGAACCAUUGGCCUUGUGCAAGAUCUCGCUCACUCCUUCGCCACCUUCCAAGAGGCAUUCGCCGAUUCUAUGACCAGAAUGAGUGAGAUCUAUGUCAAAGGUCCCAGCCAUGGCGAGGUUCGGAAGGUCUGCUCCUCUGCCAACUAAGAUAAUCCAGAAAACCCCACAUCACCAGGUUGUAACCGAACAGUUUUCAAACCUUUCCGGAAAUAUUCGCGGGGUGACAUGAAAUCUAACUCCCACCGGAUGAAUGGAUCGACAAAUUCUCCCCCGAGCCUCAGGCUGCAAAAAGCUCACCCCUGCUUUCUCCAAUUUGGGAAAAUUACUGUCGAGCCGGUAUCACAUCACUUUAAAUCCCAGAAAGAGGUCACAUCUCGUGAUGAAGACGGGCGUACUACACUGCGCCAGUCUUCUUCACGUGGGCCGGGCCAUGGCAUCUGUGUGACGGGGAAGAUCUGGCUUUUUGGGUGAAUUUUCCAGGUGGAAGCCAUCUCCCCCUUGUUUCUGUAUAAUUCACUAAAUAUAAUACACUCAAGCGUGUGAUCAAACCAAAAAGCAUUCUCUCAUCAAGGCAACAGCUUUACCUUCCAGCAUUCACCUCUCAAUUGCAAUCUUGGCUCGCCAAGAUGGUGGCCUGAUGUAGCCAUGAAGAUAAAGAUGAAGGAUGCUUGAUAGACACAGCUUGCAAAGGAAUAUGGCCAUGUGCGGGUGAAGUUUGUGGAUGCCUAAUGCUGUUGGAACAUCGACUCCAUCCACUGCUGCUGACCCUCAGCGACGUUCA
Molecule: messenger RNA, 1681 nt
Organism: Marchantia polymorpha subsp. ruderalis
Lineage: Eukaryota; Viridiplantae; Streptophyta; Marchantiopsida; Marchantiales; Marchantiaceae
Source: the annotation of a GenBank genome assembly